ACGAAGAGGUUGGGUGUCAUUCAUGUCGUGCUCUUGAGGGGGGCAGCUUGUUUCACGUCUGGGGAAAGCAAAUGACCAACUCGUUAAUGGUGUCAGAGGGAUUUUCUUAGGGUUUCUUCCCACCAUUCCACUUCAGUUACUGUAGAUUUUCCGUCAAGGAGGGAUAUACUUGAAAAAAACGUCGGUAUCUUUGGACGUCGCUGUCAGGGACCAUUUAAACGGGAUCAAUGGCCUUGUCUUAUAUCUGCGUGCUGGGCAUGUGGAUAAGUUUAGUGACUCCUUCACUGGGAACCGGGUUUGUUUAUCACUUUCCAGGCAUCACAAUGCCGCGACAGCACGUCAAAUCAGAGAAGAGCGGCAGCUCGGGACCGCCGGGUACCGGCUCCCGCACCCAGCUCAGGAACUGGUGUCAGUAUACUGUUGUCAGGACAGUGUCUUGUCAGGUGCACAAUGGGACAGAAACCUCAGUGCAGAGAGUGUUUCAGGGCUGCCGAUGGCCAGGACCAUGUGCAAAAGUCAUCAGCUACAGGACUGUGCUAAGGCCAUCAUUCAAGAUUGCUUACAAGCAAGUCACAGCACUGGAGUGGAGAUGCUGCCCUGGAUUUGUGGGAGAGGAGUGUCGUGAAGAGUGUUUGAACUGCACCAGCUUCACGACAAUGAACAGCAGAAUAAAUGCAGUUGAAUCAAAGAUCAAACUGCUAGAGGAGGGACGCUCAUUGCUGACCUUAGCCAGAAGUUUACCACAUAGCACGACAGAGAAUGAGGUGGACGCUCCUCAGCCUACUCCUGUUGGAGCCACAAUCCACCAGCCACCAGGUGACAGGAGAUCUUCAGGGCCCAUUGGACCUCCAGGGCCUCCAGGUUCUGCAGGACCUACAGGUCCUCCCGGAAGAGCAGGCCUUCCAGGACCAAUUGGACCAAAUGGGGGCAGGGGCCUCCCAGGGGAGAUUGGUCUUCCUGGCAUUCCUGGUCCGCCAGGUCGUCCAGGUGCUCCGGGUCAUCCAGGGCCAGAUUCUUCUCCCGUCCAAACCAGAGGUGAUGUUUUUCAACUGGAAACUCAAGAGGAGAACCCCAUCCGUCCAGGUCCUCGUGCUCCUCAGAUCGUAGUUGGCCCUCCUGGUCCAGUGGGUGCAGUCGGCCCCUCAGGAGCCCCUGGACUAGGAGGACCUGCAGGGAUGCCGGGUUUGCCAGGAAGAGAUGGUAGCGCAGGCCCGUCAGGCAGGACUGGCAGCCCUGGGCCUAAAGGAGAUUCAGGAGAAAGGGGGCCGCCAGGUGCAACAGGCGGGCAAGGCCUACCUGGAGCACCAGGACCAAAGGGAGAGUCGGGAGCUGGCUUGAAUGACGGUGAGGCUGUGCAGCAGCUGAGGGAGGCCUUGAAGAUCCUGGCCGAGAGGGUCCUGAUCCUGGAACAUAUGAUUGGCAUUCACGAAAACUCUGAGGGAUCUGGAUUUGGCAGCAUUUCAGACCCGCUGUCUUUCUCCGGCCUGAAGAUCAAGCGACAACAACCGGCUCAGACGCUUCCUCAGGUCCCGGUGCUAAGAGAGAGACAGAGAUGGGUCCCCUUUUAACAGCGUAGUUUAGUUUUGCAUUUGUGCUUAUGCUUGUGACAGAUGUCACAAAUCUUGCAUAACUGGACGUACAAUUUUUGUUCAGAUAUUUGUUCCACAUACUUUUAUUUUAUUUUAUUUUUUUACGUGUCUUCUCUGACCCAGAUAAUUGCUAUUUGGGGGAAAAAAAUGAACCUCUUUGCCAAUAAAAAAAAGUCCAUAUAAAAGGAUUUUAUUGAAUUUUUUCUCACCCUGCUGCUGCAUGACCUUAGCAGCAGCACCUACAAAGUGUUGGGGAAAGAAAUAUUAUCUCAUGAAGUGUUCUGAGGGUUUUGGCGUCUUUCAUUUGUCAGCCGAGUAAACGCAUCAGUUUCCUUGGCCGAUGCUGCAAAGCUCAAUGUUCUUCAGAGCUGGGCUGAAAAUAUACCAUUUAGUGUCACGCUGGUGGAUUGACCUCGAGUUUUAUCUUAUGUGCUUGUCAAACAUACGUUUCUUCUCUCCCCUUUCUGUCUUUCCAGGUGCUCGUUCAUGUUAACGUUGAGGUAGGAAGCUUAAAAUAAAGUUAGGUGAAAUGAAUAGCAUCUGGAGAGUGCACAUCUGGAAAGCAAGAGGAAGAGAUGUUGAAACAGAUAAAUUUGGGCCCAAGAGCAGUGAUCUCUAGCCAACCCCCUAUGCACCUGAAAGCUGACAGAGCUGUAAACUUGACAGGAUCACAUUGACUUCUUCAUAAAGCGCCUCUGAGAUUUCCUUCCAAGCUAAUAUGAUUUCUGUAUAAUAAGUCUCUGAGAGACUCCGAUGUUGGUUUCUGAAUAAAACUCCUGC
Messenger RNA from Cololabis saira (Pacific saury), 2369 nucleotides. It is a transcript of the gene col26a1, whose product is annotated as collagen alpha-1(XXVI) chain. The record is from RefSeq and is a predicted model, not a curated record. Gene Ontology annotation, molecular function: protein binding. NCBI's taxonomy places the organism in Eukaryota, Metazoa, Chordata, Actinopteri, Beloniformes, Belonidae.